AGAUGGGACAUAAGGCAGAACGUUAGGAUUCGUCGUGACUAGGAAUACCCUUAUUAGUAAUGAAGACAGGGGUCAACGACAGACAGAUAAGAAAAGCUGAAAGGACGUGUGGUAGUUUGGAACAAGGCAGAAGAAAAGGAACAUAGAGUGUUAAAAGGUCAGAAAGAUAUAGUCAAUGUGGAGAGCAAUCAAAGCAAUGUGAUAUACAUGUAUUGGCAAUUGCCCAUGGUUGAAUGAAAGACAUCGUGAAAUAGGGAGUGUUAAGUGCAUGUGUGACAUUUCUGUCGUGGCUUGUUUGAGGUGCGAUCUACCAUCUACCCUCUACCAUGAAUAUUGAAGUGUAUAACUACACCUAUGUGUUUGAUUUUGAAAAACAAUGGAACGAAACUGCUUUCAAGGAAUACUGCAAGCGAAGGAUAAUGGACCCAGUGUAUUAUUCAAUGGUGUACUUAACUGUGAUUUUUGGCCUCAAGCGAUACAUGAAACACCGUGUUGAAUUCGAUUUAAGACAAUUGUUAGCUAUAUGGAGUACCAUAUUAGCUUUAUUCAGUGUAGCAGGAUCCAUAAGAUCUCUUCCAGAACUUAUUGUGUCCGUCAAGAAUAAAAGUUUCCAAUAUUCAGUGUGUAUUCCAGCAUAUUCCGGACCAGUUCCAGGAUUUUGGGGAAGUGUGUUCACUUUGUCAAAAGUCUAUGAGUUAGGUGAUACCAUUUUUAUCGUUUUACGGAAGAAGCCCUUGGUAUUUUUACAUUGGUAUCACCAUAUUACAGUAAUGCUCUUUACAUGGCAUAGUUAUAGUGAACAUGCAGCGGCUGCUCGUUGGUUCUACACCAUGAACUUCGUCGUCCAUUCCUUCAUGUACUCAUACUAUGCUCUAAAAGCAAUGCAAAUCUAUGUUCCUAAACAGAUUAGUUUAUUAAUUACUUCUAUGCAGUUACUACAAAUGAUUAUGGGAUGUAUUAUUAAUAUUAUGGUAUUUGUGUACAAGUUAAAAGGUGAAUUUUGUCAACAAUCUAAUACUAAUUUAAUGUUAUCUUCAUUCAUAUAUAUUACAUAUUUCAUAUUAUUCAUAAAUUUCUUUUAUAAAUCUUAUUUAGUACCAAAAUCAAAAACACUAAAGCAAAAGUAAAGCCAUCUUCAAAAUUGCUUCUAAAACAAUGAUUCAUAUAGAUGAAUUUGGUAACAUUCUGUUUACCACGAUAUUAAUAUGCAUCAUGAUUUAUAUUCGUUCAAGUUUGAACACGUAUUAGUUAUAUUGUUAGGCUUUUGUUGUUGUUUUUGUCUGUUCGCUUGUUUGUAUUUGCAAUAAAUAAACUUUUCAUGUUUUUAGCUUAAUU
Messenger RNA from Lottia gigantea (owl limpet), 1335 nucleotides. RefSeq lists its product as hypothetical. The record is from RefSeq and is a predicted model, not a curated record. The transcript has a single exon. Gene Ontology annotation, cellular component: endoplasmic reticulum membrane. Gene Ontology annotation, biological process: sphingolipid biosynthetic process; fatty acid elongation, saturated fatty acid; fatty acid elongation, monounsaturated fatty acid. Lineage: Eukaryota; Metazoa; Mollusca; Gastropoda; Lottiidae. The coding region runs from base 327 to 1127 and encodes 266 amino acids. Gene Ontology annotation, molecular function: fatty acid elongase activity.